Molecule: messenger RNA, 4829 nt
Organism: Diaporthe batatas
Lineage: Eukaryota; Fungi; Ascomycota; Sordariomycetes; Diaporthales; Diaporthaceae
Exons: 1
Coding region: 920-4264 (1114 amino acids)
Source: RefSeq, a predicted model, not a curated record
GCCUGGCACCUGGGCACCUGGGCACCUGCCAGCCUGCCAGCCUGCCAGCCUGCUGAAGCUUCUCACCCACCGCGAGUGUGCAGGCUCGUUUGCGUGCGGAAGAGGUAUGCCAUCUUAGCACAGGCUCACCUCGCAACAGCUGCUCGCCCGCCCCGCCAGAGCCGCCCUCCUACCGCCCGGUACCUAGGUGACCAUCCGGCCUGGCCUCUCGCCUGGCACCUCGCCUGGCACCUCAUGGGCGAGCCCUGCUGAGCUGCACGUACCCACGUACCCACGUACCAGCCGUACCCACGCAUCCACGUAUCCACCUGCCGUGGGCAUGCUGAUGCAGGACAGGCAGGUCUUGAUCAUGGAACGGGUCGGCAGGUCUAGGGCUUAACACCGGGCUGCCUAGGUGGGCUGGCUGGCUGGCUGGCUGGCUGGCUGGCUGGCUUUCCCUCUUGUACCACACCACGGUUGACCGAUGCGACCCAAGCCUCCAAGUCGGCAUGAUCCUGGGUCCACGGUAAAAGACAGUCCAUCCCACCCAUCGCAGCUCUCUUCCUUCUCGAGUCCCUGCCUUCUCGACGUGCAACCGUGUAACCUAGCCCGAAGCGCCCCCCCCCCCCCUCCGCUGCCUCCGCCUCCACCUGUCAACCUUGACGCUCACCUUGGACCACCGGCUGCUUUUGACUUUCCUCAGUAUCCGUCAACAGGUAGACCCAAGCUUGCUCGGGCCCACGCCCUUGUGCCCUGAUCAUACAUACCACGCACGUCUGCCAUGCGACUUGAGGCUGCCGCUCCGCCCAGGCCGCCUUCUUCCUAACUCUUCGCUUUUUCGCCGCUUCCCCCAUCCAGCACUGUCGGCACUGUCGCAUGUGACCAAGACGGGCUCGGAAGCGACAAGGGCCACGGCCUGUCUUCGAGAGGAAAAUCAAGAAUGUCUCGUGCCGGUUUCAGCAUCCGCAAACUCAUCACCCAACGGCGGACAUGGCCCGACUCCGACAGUGACAAUGAAGAUGCCUUCGAGUGCUCCAGCGCCAAGACGAUCCGCGUCCAAUAUGAACUGGAGCAGUACCAACAGCAGCAGCUGCAAAAGGAGCUACGCCAUGCGCACAAGGGGCGGUCGUCCUGGAUGAGCAGCAACUCAUCGCCGAGGCGCAAGACCUAUAGGAAGGUUCCCAAGCCCAUCGUCGUUGUCGGCCACGGGAGCACUGGUCUCACGGCGCACGGCGGCAGCGCGAGCAGGAGGAUCUCAACCCCUUUGCCAGCAUCCGCCCUGUCCGGUGUCCUGAGCCCCGCGACCGCGCACUCGCACUCGUACUCGCACUCCUCCGAUGGCUCCUUGUCUAGCAGUGGUGAUGACUGCGGCCAGCGCUAUCACCGUCAUCAACGGCAUCAUUCCGACUCAAAGGCAGCCCCGUCUGCCGUGGCCACACCCUCAAAGCCGCGCCUUUCAACCCCAACCAUGACGGCUGGGUGGGUCAGUCCACGCGCCGGUUCUCUUUGUCCAGUGGCGACGCCAACCCGGGCGACAAAGAAAUCGUCACACGAGGGUCGUUCAUUCCUGGACCUGGCGGAUACCGUCUCACCGAGCCCCGGGUCGGCCUGUGGUGACCAGGAUAGGACAUCACUUCCACAACCAACACCCACCACCAACAAAAGCCACACCUUACACGUCAACAAGACGCCCACCACCGUCAAGGCACCUAUCGGUUCUGCUGCUGCCCCCGCAGACAAGGAAUUCGUAAUUGUGCACGGCCACCAACGACGGAGCCCUCGAUAUGUCAAUGGCACCGAGUCAUACACCCUGAAGCCGCCCAUGAUGCAAGAUGCCAAGGACAGGCAGGUGGUCGCGGACGGGGGGGUACCAAGGGCUGUGCAAGGCCCCUCGAAAGUAUCAGGUGAUGACGAAAAUACCCUUGAGGGGCUUCUUGAGGGCAAGGAUUAUCAUGACUGCGACCACCUGCCCGAUAACGUGCAACAGUUGAUCUGGGAGACGGAUGAGGCAUUCAAAGCCGUCGGCACGGCCCUGGCGGAAGCUAGGCUCGCUUCCCAGUCCCACCCCCAGUCCAAGGAGCUGCAGGAACAGGUGAACCAGCUGCAGAGGGCAUCGCAGGCAUUGCAGAUCCAGACCAAGAGCCUAGACAGCACCCUGACGCAGACACUGCCGCAUACCACAUAUCAAGCGCCGGUGUCCCGUGUCCGAAAGGAUUCCGCGGUAGCGUCUCCCAUCUCUCCCACGCCCGGUCGUGGGAGCAUAACCUCGUUCCCAAGAAAGAACAAGUCUUCCCCAGUGUCGUCUUCGGACAAUAUGCUCCGAUCUCCCACCCAUGCGAGCUCUAUCAAAAAGGCCAAAAGGAAAUCCCCCUCGAGACCCAGGACACCUCGUUCAGCAACUACCCCAACACCGACAACGUCAGCCUGGCCCGACACACCGGCACCGACUUCAAAAGCAAGCACGUUCGGCCCGUCAGCAUCUGGCGCAGAAAGCCAUGGCAGCACGGCUCAGCGCCAGCAGAACUCGUACCGCUCGCUGUCUCGGUGGAACCUCAAGGCAGACAAUGUCACUGAGAAGCUGUUCAACGGGUCGCGCGGCCGUUUUGGCUUCCACAAGAUUGAAGCUGACGAGGUCGUGACGCCCGGUCAGGUCCAGCAGUACCGACAGAGCAGAAUCGCGAAGGCUCAGGCCGAGGCUCAGGCCGAGACGAGGAGAUCAAAUUCCAGUGAGUCCCUGCGGAGCACUGCUGGGGGUGUUGGUGGAGCCGUUUCCGAUGGAAACGGUGUGAAGACACCUGUCGAGCCAUUCCAUCUGCAGGACUUGCCAUCGAGGGUCGGGAAUGCGGGUGCAAGCCUGGGAGUCCUAUCCCCUGUGGCCGAGGUUAGCACACCGAGCUCUUCUACCUUUGACCUCGACACGGACUCGUCGCGCAAGUCAAACCAGACUGAGCCAAACACGCCCACGACAGCCACGCAGCAUCCAAGACAAGAGCAGACACCACUGGCAACACCUCCCCCAACCCCCCCACAGCCGUCACCCAACGCUCCUGCCGCACGUUUCCAGACGUCGCCUGGGGCGUCUCCGGAAGAAGACACUACCACGUUCUUCAAUAGCCAUUCAUUCCCAGACCCGCCGGUUAAGGAGGCAGCACAAAGGCCCACACACAAGCGGGGGAACUCAUCAAGUUCGCGCGUCCCCAUCCCCCCUACUAUCCCUGAAGUGCGCAUCACGUCGCCCCCAAGCCAGGACCGCGACCCAAAACCUCAGAAUGGUCGCAGGCCAUCCGAGAUGCAUAUGGAUCAGCCGAGCCCGCGGCUGAGCCCCGCGGAUACGCCCAGUUUUGAGGAGGACGACGAAUACUUGUUUUUCAAGUCAGCGCCAUUCACUCUGACCAUGCCAUCCUUUGAACACGGGCGUAUCCGUCUCGCCAAGGCCGAUCUCGUCAACGCCGGGACGAUCAACUCCCUCGAGUCGAAGCUGCUGUCCUCGCCCGACGAGACGCUUGACUGGACGGCAUUCCAGAUGGCCAUCCUGGGAGGCGCUGGGGACUUCUUCAGCGACCCUAGCGACUUCUGCGCCCGUGACGCUGAAGAGGAGCUGGUCGAUGAUCUUUGUGACUGGCUGGAGGGCUUUGGGCUUCCCACGGACGCUAUGGGGGCGCUGGUCAAGGCGGAAGAAAAGGCGCCGACAAUGAGCCCAAUCAUGCCUUAUACCCCAGCGCAUGUGUCGGCCAUCAACCCGCCCGGGUCGGGCAGCCGGUCGUUCCACGACCCGUCCCGCAACCACAGCAUCAACCAUAUUGUCAACGGAAGCAGCUCUUCGUGCUCGGGCUCCGCGCGGUCGAGCGGUGAGGUGAGCGAGGGCGUCCAGGAGAUGCUGCAGGCGCAGAGUAUGCCGAUCCCGAUAAAUUCCGAGCACCCGUCGGGGUUCUGGAACACGCGGCCGUUCGAUGCCGCCCGAUUCUAUACGGGCGGCGGUAUCAAGAGGUGGACGCUCGAAGGCCACCCGAAACGAUACCAGGGCCCGGGCAUCGAUGUGGACAAGGCGAAUACGCUACAGCGCGGGGGUGCCGAGCCAUCGCUUGAGGGCGAGGAGGGGGGCCGAGUCAAGCCGAGGGAGGGCGUAGACAGCCUCCCGCAGAGCCCGAUGCUGGACCUCGUCAUGACGACCGGCGUAGACGGCAGCAAGGAGUAUGUGCCCAUGGGCUACAACCUCGGGCACGACCUGGGUGACUUCCUGAAGUGGGAGUCGGAAAACGUUUAUGCGUUCUAUGGGUCUGAUUAAAUGAGAAAGGCAGUGGAAUAGUGGCAAGACGGGGGGGGGCGGGUAAUCCUGACAGACCAAGAUUUGUCUUGACGGCAUCCUGGCUUCUUUUCUGCCCUGGCGUUACCUUCGUUCUACGGAACACAGGAACAUGAGCGCGGGGAGUCGAGGACUGCCCAUGCCAGACAAUCCUAAGAGGAGACGGCUUGCAUAGCAUGGUGUUUGUGUCUUUUUCGUGUCUUUUUCUUUGAUUUUCCCCGCUUCUCUCGUUUGUUGUAUAGCUCGGUCGGAGCGGGAGCAUCUGGGGGAAUUAACACAGCCGGUAGACCGUUGAUCAUAGUUAAUUUGCCACAACAGCACCUUUAUAAACAAACAGCACAGCAAGACGAGAGCGACACAGGACCCGAGCAGAAAGCGAGGCAGCCAGCAAGCCCCGGCCAAUGUCUGCAUCACACGUCUUCUCUCGUGGCCGUGCCCGCUCAGGUCUGAGAGCAGCAUGAGCAGGCGGCCGCCAGGGAGGUCACAAGCUGCCUUACUAAACGGCCUGAGCCAUGCCCCGACCGCCGCCGGCCGCCCACAGGUCCAG